This is a messenger RNA of Scedosporium apiospermum, 1689 nucleotides long. RefSeq lists its product as uncharacterized. The transcript is spliced from 4 exons. Lineage: Eukaryota; Fungi; Ascomycota; Sordariomycetes; Microascales; Microascaceae. The record is from RefSeq and is a predicted model, not a curated record. Gene Ontology annotation, biological process: transmembrane transport. The coding region runs from base 1 to 1689 and encodes 562 amino acids. Gene Ontology annotation, molecular function: transmembrane transporter activity.
AUGAAAACCCCGAACCCCGCCGCGGCGGACCCGACAAUCUCUGAUCAGUCAGACGGGCCCGGUGAAGGUAAAACCAACCAGACCGCGGAGUCUUCAACGGGAUUUGAGCCGAGGGCAUCCCAGUCUCUCCCGGUCUUAGACUCGAGCGACAAAGACGACAAACCUAAUUCCGGACCUUCGUCGGCGGCAGCAUCGGGGGCAGGAGAUCUAUAUACCGGCUCGAUAGAAGAACGGCAAAAUGCAAAAUCCUCCCGACCAUUCUCCGCUUUACGGCGGGCGCUUACAUGGACUCCCAAGCGCUGUCGUUUCGACCCUGAGAACCCGCCCCCGUUCACUUUCGCUCUUAAUAUUCUAUAUGCCUUUUCUGCGUGCUUCACCGUAGCGAAUCUCUAUUAUAACCAACCUAUCCUAAACAAGAUUGCAGAGACUUUCAAUGUUUCCUAUGAAAAGGCUUCUUCCGUAGCAGCUCUCCUUCAGGCGGGCUAUGCCGCCGGACUCCUGUUCAUAUGUCCACUCGGUGACACUGUCAAGAGGCGCCCCUUCAUCCUCUCUUUGAUCUGGCUUACUGCCAUGGUGUGGCUCGGUCUCUGCAUUACCAACAAUUUCACCGUUUUCACCGUCCUCUCCUUCAUCUGCGGCGCAACGACAGUAACCCCCCAGCUCAUGCUACCGCUGGUGGGUGACUACGCCCCAGCGCACCGCAAAGCAAGUUCCAUCUCGAUCGUCGUUUCGGGCCUUAUGCUCGGAAUGCUCGUCGCCCGCCUCCUCUCCGGCAUCGUCUCCAACGAGACCGACUGGCGGAACAUCUACUGGUUUUCCUUCGGCGCCCAGCAUCUCCUCCUAGUGGCCCUCUACUUCUUCAUGCCGGACUAUCCGUCCACCAACCCAAACGGCCUCAACUACCUUCGCAUGCUUUGGUCCAUCGUUUACAUGUUCUUCACGGAGCCGCUUCUGGUCCAGGUGUGCCUCAUCACCGCCUGUAUGAGCGCCUGCUUCACCGCUUUCUGGACGACGUUGACCUUCCUUCUCUCCUCACCGCCGUAUAACUAUUCGUCCCUCACAAUCGGUCUAUUCUCUCUCAUCGGAAUAGCAUCCAUAGCCGGCGGCCCUGUGUAUGGCCGCCUCGUCACUGACCGCUACGUUCCGUGGAUGUCAUCCCUUCUCGGUCAAAUCGCCGCCUUCACCGGCAUUACGAUCAGCACUUUCACGGGCAAAUUUACCGUGGCCGGGCCCGUCAUACAAGCCGUCACCGUAGACGUUGGCAUCCAGAUGGCACAGACGGCGAACAGGGCUGCGAUCUAUUCGAUCAACCCCAAGGCGAGGAAUAGGCUCAACACGGCUUACAUGGUCAUGGCUUUUGUUGGGCAGCUGUCCGGAACUGCGAUUGGGAACCGACUGUACCAUGCGGGCGGAUGGACGUGGAGUGGUGGGAGCUGCAUGGCAUUUGUUGGGUUUUCUAUCCUCGUCUGCCUCUUCAAGGGCCCUCGUGAACCAGGCUGGUUCGGUUGGAGUGGUGGGCUGAAUUUGAGGAGGGACUCUGAAAAUCCACCAAAGUCAGGCGCCGACACCGAGAAGGCCAUUAAUGGUUCCACGGGGGAGCCGGCACAGGAAGAAAGGAUAACACCUGCACCUACGUCCACAAAAGGACGGACGCCAUCCUCUCCAAACCCAACAAAACAGAACGAAUGA